This is a messenger RNA of Schizosaccharomyces octosporus yFS286, 3934 nucleotides long. RefSeq lists its product as uncharacterized. Lineage: Eukaryota; Fungi; Ascomycota; Schizosaccharomycetes; Schizosaccharomycetales; Schizosaccharomycetaceae. The transcript has a single exon. The record is from RefSeq and is a predicted model, not a curated record. The coding region runs from base 399 to 3731 and encodes 1110 amino acids.
GAAAUUCAACCACUUUGGCACUGAACAAUAUCCUCACUUUUCGCUUUCGCUAGCAUUGAAUCUGAAAGGAUUCGACAAGUACUGUAUUAGAAAAAGAUAACGGUUUUUCUAGUGCUAGAACAAAUACGAGGAGUUGGUACUCGAGCAGGAGCGAUUUUGAGGUAGUACUGGGAAGUGUUGGAAAACCAGGAAUUUCUUUAUAAAUAUCGUCUAGAUUGACACAUGAUUGGGUCCUCUUUGUUAAAAGAAUAGUUUGGAUCUUCCCCUUAAAUUUUAAAAGUAAAACCUACGCGCUCUUCCUUUAGUUAUCCGCAAAAGUAUAGUAUUGCACCGGUUUAGUUGUUUGAGGAUUUCUUAAAAGAAGGAGAGCGAAAAGAAAACUCAUUUGUCUUUGUGCCAUGGGUAGUCGAGAGCUGUGUAUUGAGGCACUGAAUGCAGGGAUACAGCCUCCAAGCUUUAAGGAUCUUCUACUUCCUGUAUCAAACCCGGCGGCAAAUGCAAAAAAACGGAACAAAAAGAAGAAGAGGCAGAAAGCAAAAAAGCAAGCAGAGACUUCUGCUGCCGCGCCUGGUAUGUCUGAAGAUGAAGGGCUUAGCAAGAUCGAGCAGCUUUCUAUGCAUCCAGCCUUAGACAAGUUGAUGGCCGAAAAGGAUAAAGAAUAUAUGGAAUAUAGGAGGAAUAUUGAAAGCAAUUUUACGGCUUCUCCUAAUGGAUCUUCGCAGUAUUAUCCAUCGCUGGAUGACAUGAAUGCUAUUUCAUCGACAGACUGGCAAUUUACAUUGGAGUCAAAUGCAGCCGCUGAACCUUCUGAUGAAUGUAUUAUUUCUUCUUCUCAUAUAGUUGAUGAGGCAGAAUUUCCCAUCCAUUUUCCAACUUUAGAGGAAGCUGCUUCGUCUUCCAAUAUGUCCGCAAAUUCUGUACAAAAUAACCUGUCACCCUUUCCUCCGAUAGAACCUAUCAUGCCUCUCCCUACAUCCACAUCUUCAAAAAAGAAAAAAAAGAAGAAGAAGAAAUCUAAAAACGCGAAUCCGGUUACGACUGAGUCCAUUGAUUCACAGGCAAAUGUGCAGGAUGAUUUACCUAGUCAGGACCAAUCUUGCUAUGACAAUACAGAUCAGCAUUCGUUUUCAUCUUUUUCAAAUACUGAAUUUGGUAAAUCCAAAGAUAAGAUUUGGGCAGCCUCUAAUACCGAAGAACGUGAACAAAUUCGUGAAUUUUGGUUGUCUCUUAGUGAAAUUGAAAGGAGAUCACUUGUUAAAGUAGAGAAGGAAGCUGUUUUGCAAAAAAUGAAAGAGCAACAAAAGUAUUCUUGUUCUUGCUCUGUAUGUGGCAGAAAACGUCUUGCAAUAGAGGAAGAACUGGAGGUAUUGUAUGAUGCUUACUAUGAGGAAUUGGAGCAAUAUGCAAAUAUUCAACGUAAUCGUGCUUUGAUGCAAAAUUCUAAAGCACUCGAUGAGAUUACCUCCCCUAUAGCAUCUCCGCCCAACGUUGAAAUAAAUGAAGUUAUUGACAACGGAGAAUCAGAAAAAGAUGCUGGUUUCCAAAUAGAAUCGGAAACCCCGGAGGGAAAUAUAGAGGAAGACAGUUCUCACCAAACCAAUGCCUCUACAAAAGAUGGUCAAGAACUCUCCAUCGGUAGAAGGGUUUCUGCUUUUACUGAACAAUUUGAUUCAAUAGAUGUUGAUGCAAACCAGGUAGAAAAACUCCCUUAUACACCUAUGGAUCCUUCUCGAUAUCAUGAAAAAAAUAGCUAUCAUGCAGAUUUAUAUAAUUUCGGAAGUAGUCUUACUGUUAAGGGUGGUAUUUUGACCGUUGCUGACGAUUUGUUAAAAAACGAUGGCAAAAAGUUCAUUGAAAUGAUGGAGCAAUUAGCCGAACGUCGUAUGCAACGUGAGGAUAAUAGUACCUUCCAUGAGCCGGAACUAUAUGAUAACGCUAUAGAGUACGAUGAAAACGAAGAGGAAGAGGAUGAAGAUAUAGAGGAGGAAGAUGAAGAUGAACUUGACCUGAUGACCGAUGAACAGAGGAUGGAAGAAGGAAGGAGAAUGUUUCAAAUUUUCGCUGCUAGACUUUUUGAGCAGAGAGUGUUACAAGCUUAUCGGGAAAGGGUUGCUCAACAACGGCAGGCAAAACUUCUUGAAGAAAUAGAGGAAGAAAAUCGACGGAAACAAGAACGAGAGCUUAGGAAAUUAAAGGAAAAAGAGAGAAAGAGGGACAAAAAGAAACAGCAGAAACUUGCCAAAGAAGAAGAACGGCAAAAACGUGAAGCUGAACGAUUAGCUGAAGAGACUGCUCAGAAGGCCGCGGAAGCUAAAAAGGCUGAAGAAGCUCGCAAACGAAAGGAAGAACAGCGUUUGAAGAAGGAAGAAAAGAAACGGCUGCAAGAGUUGGAACGGCAGAGAAAAGAGGAGAGACGGAGAAUUGAAGCAGAAGAACGUCAGAAACAGAAAGAGCAGGAGAAAAAAUUAAAAAAGCAGCAAGAAGAGGAAAGGCAGAACGCUUUACGGGAACAGCAGUUGCAUUUGCAAAAAUUAGAGGAAGAAAAACUUCGUAAAAAAGAACUUGAAGAAGAAGAAAGACGGCGAAGCAAAGAAGAGCAGGAACGUCUAUCGAUUGCACGUGCGAAGGAGUUAGAAGAAGCGGAGCAGAGAUUACGUGAAGCUAAAAUAGCUGCAUUUUUCGCACCUUCAAAAGAAGAUGUCAUCAACAUUGCUAGUCAGCCUUCUUUUCUUCCUCAAAACUUACCGAAUGCUUAUACGCAAAAAGAGCCACACCUUUCCCCUUCCGGUGCUUCAUCUACUACGCCAAACUUACACCCAACACAAUUAAGACAAAUGAAUACUCUUCCUUUUGGAACGCCUCAGCCUAAUCCGACAUAUCAGAACCCUUCUUUGCUUCCAGAAAGAUUGACACCUUCCCCAAGUUUUGUAUCCUCUUCUUCUUAUUCUUCUCCGCUUAAUAUACCUAAUAGCUCUCUUUGUAUAGAUAAUAACGGAAGAUCAAGGCAAUUUAGUACCGGUAAUCCGAAUUUGCUGAAUCCCGGCCGUAAUUCUAAUGGUCUAUACUCUCCUGUCUCUCUUUUAAAUAAUUUAAAUAAUCACGGUUCUUUUGGUUUGGGCCCCGGCACUCGUAAUUCGCUAGGCAGACAGGCUUCUAUGCAUUAUUCUGGUUUUCCAAACUCUAUAUCCCCUUUAAGUAGGAAGCUUUCUACAAGCAAUACUCCACCAUUGUUAUCAAGGUUGAAUUUGGUUUCAAACGCUCAACACAAUCCACCAGAGCUGAACAGUGUGCCAGGAGACCAUGCAUCUAACAUGGACAUGGCUACAUCGAAAGAAACAUUGAUGGGAUCUUUCGGAACAGAAGCCUUAGGAUUAGGAUCUCCGACCCCCAUGCGUACCAAACCCACGCCUAUUCGGCGGCCGAGUCAAAGCAACUCGCUAUUAAUGAAGAAGACACUUAAGGAAGAAAGAAUGGGUAGUCGUGCAUUGUUAGAUGAAAAUUCUGAUACAGUUUUAUCUCAAAACCCGGCGCUGGGUGCGUCCUAUGACGGAUUGACCAGACGAGGAAGCCAAGGAUAUGUAAAGUCUUUGAAUUAUUCAACCUGGAAUUCACCUAACAAUACCUCGUUUUACAAUCCGCUCUCUAGUGGCCCAUGGAGUUCAGCGCUGGGCGCUUUUACUCCAAAUAGUUUGACAACAGAUGCUCCACGCGCAGGCAAUACACAUGGGUAAAUAAAGGAUGAUAUUGAUUGACCUCCUUGAUAUUUGUUAUGUUGUUUGUUAUUCCCUUGUUUUGGUUGUUAAAUUAUGUUGGUUUUAAACUAAUGCAAGGAUUCAGUUUGUUUCUUGUAUUGGUGAAACAAAAGUCAUUUAAUAAUAUUAAUUUUUACGUUCUACAAAAUUAUGUAGAUCCAUAUUUUUCCUAUUACCGUAAG